UAACGUGCACAACAAGACGAGAGGUAUCUAUUAGGUACUUCGAGAUUAUUUGUCAAUAUUUUGAUUACAAUUUUCGUGCGAGGGUGCCGUCGUGUCUAACAGACCUCCAUCAAGCUAAUUGAUAGCUUGUGAGCGGUCAUUUUCCGUCACGUAUCUUACUUCCUCGUUUGAGUCAUGAAGGAAAUGGACUUCUCUACAAACAGUUUUGUGAGAUCAUGUUCCUUAGACUGUGAACUUAAACCUGUCGAUGUGUUCAAACAGGCAGUCCCCAAACUCCUCCCAUUUUUCAAGACAUUUUGCAUCUACUUCAUACUAUGGCUGCCAGAAGCCAAGAAUCCUUCAAUACUGGCAGCUGCAAUAAAGAUCUUACCCAUCAUAAGCCUGUGUGGCUUUGUCAUCAUGCAAGGAGUGAACCCCCAUGACUAUAACAGCCGCAUACUUCUUGGCCUUAUCUUCUCCAUGUUUGGCGAUAUAUUUAUAGUUUGGGAACAUAGCCAUUUCCAUUUUGGUGUCAUCUCUUUUGGUAUCGCCCAUCUGUGCUAUGCUUCAGCAUUCAGUUUCACACCAGUUAAUCCAUUAGUUCUAGUGGGUCUUUUGAUCCUAACUCUAAACACUUAUUCCUUGUACUUUCCAAACCUCAAUGGCUCCCUCAUGGGAACAGUUGCUGGAUACAUGCUGAUGAUAUCUGUUAUGAUCUGGAGAGCAAUCACUGGUCUUCAGGUUUCUUUAUGUAGCCAAGCUUGGCAGUGGACCAAACUUUGUGCAUGUGUUGGAGCUAUUUCAUUUGGUUUUUCAGAUUUUAUUCUUGGUGUAAACAAGUGGUAUUUUCCAAUCCCUUAUGCUCGAGUUAUUGUUAUGGUGACAUACUAUAGUGCCCAGUUAGGCUUUGCUCUGUCUUGUUUCACCACUAGUCAGGUUAAAUUGCAUAAAACCAAGGAAUAGGUUUUAAGCUUAGGUUUAAAGUAGGUUUUUAGCUUAACUAAAAAAUAUACACUUAGUGUAUGAUCCCUAGGGAAACAGUUAGUUUUGUCUUCCCAAGAGUCCUGUUCAAUGUUUCCUUGACUUUAUCUUGGGAAAAAUCAGGACUCUUGGGAAAACAAAAGUAAUUAGUUUCCCAAGGGACCAUACUUUAAGUUCUUUGUUAUAUAUUUAGACUUUCCCUUAAACAGUCGUGUGCAGUUGUAUUUGGCGAGUGGGCAACAACUGCACAAUUGUAUCCCAGUUGGGAUACAUUUGAAUCUGAUUAGGGGCAUGUGACCAAGAAUCAACCAAUCACAGUGCUCGUUUUGUUGAGUGAAAGUCUAGGUAUAUAACAAGUGGUAUUUUCCAAUCCCUUAUGCUCGAGCUAUGUUAUGGUGACAUACUACAAUGCACAGUUAGGCGUUGCUCUGUCUUGUUUUACCGCUAGCCAGGUUAAAUUACAUAAAACCAAGGAGUAGGUUUUUAGCCUAGGUUCCUUUGAAGGAAGUUUAUGCAGUCAUGAAAGAAAGUCAAGGUACAGUUGAACCCAGCUUACUAAAACUUGGUUUACUCAACUCCCCUGUAACUCAAGCAAGAUCCAAUUUCCUUUGACCUAAUUUUUUUAGUCAUUUACAAUCCGUUAACUCAAAAACCCCAAUAACUCAAUUUAUUUUUCAUUUCCCUGGGGGGUUGAGUUAGCAGGGUUCUUCUGUAUUUUAAAAGAAAAAAAGAGCUUUGUCUCCAUAGUUUGGGGUUUUUUCUAAGGCUAGUCAGGGUGUGAAAUUAAUUUUUUUUUCUGAUAGCCACUUGGCUCCUAAAUUCUUCAAAGUGGUAGCCAAUUCAAAAAAAAGUUGGUCGCCAUUUUCAAAGACAAACUAAACCUUUUUUCACGCUGUCAGCAUUCUAGAUAGACCCUCCAAAAUUAAGUUAGGAAGAAGAUCUUUAACGUGCUACAAAGUGGACACUAGGAUGGGAGAUAUACAACUUUCAAGCUCACCUAAAUCCAAUAUGGCGUCUAGUUAUCAAUUGAGAUGCAUGUGCUGCACUUUGGAAACAAACUUAACGAGGAAGUUUGCUGCAGAUUUAUCUUUGCAAAUCAUUUUCAUUCAAUCUAUCUCUUUCGUAAGGUUAUGAUGAAACAUUCUAGUCGCCAAUUUGGUGACUAAGUUUUAAGAUUUGGUCGCCAAAGUGAAAAAUUUAGUUGCAUUGGCACCUGUAUUAGGCACAAUUUCAUGCCCUGCUAGUUCGUUUUUUUUUUGGUUGAUAGAAAGAAACUAUUUCAAUUAAUAUAAAUUUGCAAGAGUAAACAAAAACCUGAGAGGCAAGAAAAAACUGAACAGGACAAAGAAGGCUCACUGACUGUGUAAAUAUUAUCAUAGAUUCCAAUUAACUAUCUUGAUGCAAAUUUUUCAUGCCUACCAUAAUUUUUUUUAUAAUUCAUCAUACACUACAGAGGAAAAUUUUGUUCAAACUGACAUUUUUAGUUUCAGCUCUUUUCGUCAGUGCUAUGCUCUUACAUGGGGCCAUUAUAAUUUAAACAUACAGUCAACUCUUUCCUUACAGCACAUUUCAGUUAUGGACAGUUGCUAAGUAAUGUUAAUUCCCUACAGUUAUUUUUGGUAGAACUGGUAAUUUUAUCAAGACCUCCAAUGAUCCAGGCUAGAAGAAGCUCUUUUUCAACUUUCUUUUUGCCUUUAGGUAAGACUGUGGACACAUAACCACAACAGAGACAUGACUUUUUAUUAUGUACCGUAGGACUUGCAAAUGCAUGGAGAAGUGGAAACGAAACUCCCCAAAUAAGAAAGAAAACAUCACAAAUAGACAAUUUUUCGUCCUGUAAACAUUACUUGAUGUAAAAAGAUAUUUAAUUUGUCAUUUAAAUUACAAAGAAAGAAAAACUACAACU
Messenger RNA from Pocillopora verrucosa, 2866 nucleotides. RefSeq names its product lysoplasmalogenase TMEM86A. Gene Ontology annotation, molecular function: hydrolase activity. Gene Ontology annotation, cellular component: membrane. Lineage: Eukaryota; Metazoa; Cnidaria; Anthozoa; Scleractinia; Pocilloporidae. The record is from RefSeq and is a predicted model, not a curated record.